This is a messenger RNA of Notolabrus celidotus (New Zealand spotty), 2060 nucleotides long. RefSeq names its product calcium modulating ligand (gene camlg). The record is from RefSeq and is a predicted model, not a curated record. Lineage: Eukaryota; Metazoa; Chordata; Actinopteri; Labriformes; Labridae. Bases 173 to 1045 code for a protein of 290 amino acids. Gene Ontology annotation, biological process: tail-anchored membrane protein insertion into ER membrane. Gene Ontology annotation, cellular component: GET complex. The transcript is spliced from 4 exons.
GUGGGGUGACGUCAUCAUUGUGCGUCCUCUUUUCUGACAACGCUCAGUCAUGUUUACCAUUUAAUUCAGUGGGUUGGGGCUUUUGUAUCACCGACAGCGAGCUGUAGAAUCUGUUUGAUGUGCUGUGAGUUGAAUUUGUAGCACUUCUAGUUAACGCGGAAUUUUUCUCAACAUGGAGUCUGUAGAGGCCAGCGAGGAGAAGGCAGCUUCUCUGUCAGCGGCGCAGAGGAGGGCAGAGAUCCGGAGGAAGAAGCUGCUCAUGAAUUCAGAGGACCGCAUGAAGAGAAUAGUGGGCUUCACUAAGACCGAGUCUGAGAUGAACGCUGGAGCUCCCCGGCAUCCCGCAGAGCCUCGCUUUCACCUUGAUCUCAACAGGACAGAGCCGUGGGCCUCAUCUUCAUCUUCCCCGAGACCGCCUUCCUUCCUGCCAGAGGUUUCGGGGGCCAGGAGUCGUUCCCGCAGUGCCACCCCAGAGAGGAGGGGCUCACCCCUACCAGGCUGCAGUGAGCCACACGCAGGCUCCCUAGAAGAUGAUAUCGGAGGAGUCCGACAGAGACAGAGAGGAGAGCGGGCAUCAGAGGAUAUCAGUAACUCCCCACGACGAGGCCUCCAGAAGUACCUGUCUCGUUUUGAUGAUGCCAUGAAACUGCGAGGUCAGCUGGCCAAUGAAAAGUCGGCCCAGGACGGAGGGUCUGAACCUGAGGAGUUUGAUCCUUUCAGAGCCUUCAGGCUCACCGGCAGCAUCCUCCUCGCUCUGUUUGUCAGGGUGUUUGUCUGCAAGUAUCUGUCAAUAUUUGCUCCAUUCCUGACCCUGGAACUGGCCUACAUGGGGUUGUCCAAAUAUUUUCCAAAGGUGGAAAAGAAGGCCCAGACCACUGUGCUGACUGCCGCCCUGCUGCUGUCCGGCAUCCCCGCUGAGGUCAUCAACCGCUCCAUGGACACCUACAGACGGAUGGGAGACGUCUUUGCCGACCUCUGCGUUUACUUCUUCACCUUCAUCCUUUCACAUGAGAUCCUGCUUCUCGUUGGCUCAGAGACUCCCUGAUGGUCCAGAGGGAUGUCAGUAGCUCUGCCUCUUCCUUAUUUCUAGCCCUUUCUCUGUCUCCCAUAGCAACAAGGCAUGGUCAUUUACAUUGGCUGAUGUGAGCUUGUUGUUGUUGACGGUCUGGAAACGUCCCGGCUGCCUUACGAUCGGGGCAGUGCAUCAGAUUGGACGAUUGUUCAUUAAUCAUGAUCCUGAUAAGGCUAUGCUACGUGUAAUUGUGGACUUUCUGCUAUUUGUUACAGAUUUCAGCUCCUGCUCUUUAUUUUAUUUUGUGUGACAAAUGUGCAGUUGCACCUAUCAUACUAGGUCGUAUUUAUUUUCAGAUUUAGCAUGGAACAAAGUAAAUGUCUUAUUAAAGAGAACUAAAUAGUUCUUCAUUCACUACUUUCAAACAGAUUUAACAUGAGACAAUGGAGCGUGAGAAUCCAGAGGGGCGUGCAGUAGUAUGAUCACUCAUUAGCUGCAGUUGGACUUACUUUAGCACUCGUCUUCUCUUUCACUUCAUUUCAAUGCUCAAAGAAAGCAGGAUUUGUUUUCAAUUACUCACUCAUGUGCGGGGCACAAUUAGCAAAUAGAUACGAGGUCUUUGUGUCAACAGGGGUCACCAAAGUUCAAUCAAAUCCAGGAGCUUUAAAUUUUUUAUUUUGAAAUAUCGCCAAAUGACCCUCUGGACUUUUACUAGUCCUUGUCUUCUGUGUCUGAAGAAUGAGGAAGAUUAAAACGGUAAUGAGUGUCCCUUGGUUCAUGUGACUUACAGCCUUAAGCACAAUAGUACCACAUCAUAGUCCUUUCUGUUAGCUUCUUAGAGCUCACACAUUAGCCGCCCGGACCUUUCCUCCUUCUGUUGCUCUCUGUCAUCCAGUGCGCCGAAGGGUCCACCCUGUUAGAAAGUAGUUCCCUUCUUUCAUUGGAGCUUUGGAGACGCUAAAAGCAUUUAUCCCUGAAUGUGAAGUGUAUGACUUUGCACGGCUAUUAGCUGAGAUCUGCAGUAAACUGAAAUAAAUGAUUGAUGGAG